Molecule: messenger RNA, 1974 nt
Organism: Oncorhynchus nerka (sockeye salmon)
Lineage: Eukaryota; Metazoa; Chordata; Actinopteri; Salmoniformes; Salmonidae
Product: dol-P-Man:Man(7)GlcNAc(2)-PP-Dol alpha-1,6-mannosyltransferase-like
Exons: 5
Coding region: 1440-1901 (153 amino acids)
Biological process (GO): protein N-linked glycosylation
Cellular component (GO): endoplasmic reticulum membrane
Molecular function (GO): alpha-1,6-mannosyltransferase activity
Source: RefSeq, a predicted model, not a curated record
CAACAUCCAAUAUACUUUCACGUCAUGGCAGAGCCGAGGGCUGCGUCUGGGAAAUCACUGUUGUUUUUACUAAUUUCGGUGACUCUAUUACAUUUGUUUAUUUGACCUUUUACAAAAGUUGAAGAAAGUUUCAACUUACAGGCAGUGCAUGAUAUUCUUUAUCACAGACUUGAUUUUGAAAAGUAUGACCAUGAAUUCCCUGGUGUAGUGUGACGGACAUUCCUUGGACCUGUAUUCCUAUCAACGACGGUCUGCUCACCACUAAUCUACCUGCUGUCACUACUGGAGGCCUCCGAAUUCUACACACAACUGAUGGCUAAGUCUUGCUGCUAUUAUACACUGCUCAAAAAAAAUAAAGGGAACACUAAAAUAACACAUCCUAGAUCUGAUUGAAUGAAAUAUUUCCCUUCACUGGAACUAAGGGGCCUAGCCAGAACCAUGGAGAACAGCCCCAGACCAUUAUUUCCACUCCACCAAACUUUACAGUUGGCACUAUGCAUUGGGGCAGGUAGCGUUCUCCUGGCAUCCGCCAAACCCAGAUUAGUCCGUCAGACUGCCAGAUGGUGAAGUGUGAUUCAUCACUCCAGAGAACGCGUUUCCACGGUUCCAGAGUCCAAUGGCGCUUUGACUGUCGGCAUUGACUCAUUCUUCUGGAAUAAGCUGACUUGGCCCGAGGGCCAGGUACUCUGGUACAACACCACCCUGAACAAGAGCUCCAACUGGGGAAUAUCCUUCACUUCACUCAAUGCCUGUUAUAAACCCAUAACAAUGUUCACAAAGUCAACUAAUUAAAUCAUUCACCACAGCUUUAGACACCUGCUUCUCCUUGAUUGAUUCUGAGUUAGUAUAAACGUUUGUGAUAUUAUUAUGAAAUGGGUUAAUUUUCCACUCAUCACGGAGAGCCCACUUUUGACCUGAAAACAACUUGCUACCCUUCCUUGACUUUCUCCCCCAGUAAACCGCCCCCUUUCUGUGGUACUUCUACUCUGCUCUGCCCCGUGCUCUAGGCUGCGCAGUCCUGUUCGUCCCCUUAGGCCUGCUGGACAGACGGACACGCACCCUGCUGCUGCCUACUGUAGGAUUUAUCCUGCUCUACUCUUUCCUGCCCCAUAAGGAGCUACGCUUUAUCCUCUACACCUUCCCUGUGCUGAAUAUAGUGGCCGCACGGGGCUGCUCCUUCAUAUAAGGAGAAAAAGGCUGUUAUUGGCAUGAUUGUUGUCUGUUCCGGGAGGUCAAUUUAGUAUAAUAAUGUUGGAAAAACAUGAUUAGUGCUUAUUUUGAUAUUUUUGGCCUUCAGGAUGUUGGAGUCACAGUUCAAUUGUCUUUCAGGGGACAUGUUGUAUGGACCUUAAAGUGUGGACAGAGAAAACACAUAAAAUUAAUGUUGAAAACCUCUUAAUUCUCCGUCCUACAGUCUGAACAACUACCACAAAUAUUGGAUGUAUAAACUUGGCUCCUUAAUCGUGGUUGGCCAGUUGGUGACAAAUGCUGCAUACUCCAGCAUAUCUCUGUACGUGUCCCAUCACAACUACCCUGGAGGCCGGGGGGUGCAGGUACUGCAUAAACUAGUACCAUCUACAUCAGAUGUCUCUGUUCAUAUUGAUGUAUUUGCUGCCCAAACUGGAGUGUCACAUUUCUUAGAACUGAACAGAAACUGGAGGUAUGACAAGCGAGAAGACAUUGGCCCUGGACACCCUGAUAUGAAGACAUACUCCUAUGUUCUGAUGGAGGCCAAUGCCACCCACAUAGCACUACUCAAAGACUCCCACGUGCCUUUGGCCUUCAUCCAAGGUUACAGCAACAUGACAUUGAAUGCCUUUCGGUUUCCUUUUUUCAGUAUAAACCUGGGAGACAAACUGGUGUUGCUAGAAAGAGUACCUGACCCUGAGCAUCCCAGUUGAACUGAGGAAAGUGAUGUAGUUUUUCAGGAUUUAGUAUUUUCUUAUGACCAAAUUGUAAACAACUACAACUAAA